Molecule: messenger RNA, 2187 nt
Organism: Rodentolepis nana
Lineage: Eukaryota; Metazoa; Platyhelminthes; Cestoda; Cyclophyllidea; Hymenolepididae
Source: the annotation of a GenBank genome assembly
AUGGCUAAAUCUAAAAAUGCCAAUGAAGAAGCUGCGAAAACUACUCUUAACUCAAAGAAGUCAUUAAGUUCGCCAAAAUCUAGCAAGCCCAAUUCACCUUCAACUCCCAAAAAGAGUUCGGACCUCAUACCUUACAAAAUUAGACUGUUAGACAGUGAACAAAAAGCGCUGGAAAUAUUCAUUUCGAAAAAUGCUGAUGGACAAGUUCUCUUUAACAAAGUGUGUGAUGUACUUGGAGGAAUAGUAGAACGAGACUAUUUUGGUCUUCGUUAUAUGGAUAAAAACAACCAACGACAAUGGCUUGAUCUUGGUCGAAAUGUCAAGAAACAGAUGUCUGGAGCACUUUCAUCUGCACUGAGCUUUCGUGUUAAGCACUAUCCUGGGAACCCUAUUGUUGAUUUUCAUCAAGAAAUAUCUCUGUACCUUCUUUACUUGCAACUUCGUCGAGACUUGGUACAAGGUCGUUUACUUUGCCCGCUCAAUGAACUUUAUACAAUGGGAGCUUUAAUUUUGCAAUCUGAAUACGGCGAUGCCCCAGAAGAUGAAGGUUCAGGUGAAUUGAAUGGGUCGAUCUCUGAUGAGGAAUACAAAUCUUACUUUAAAAAUUUCAAAAUUGUCUUUAAUCAAACCAAAAAGAUUGAAUCUGAGAUAAUCGCUCGUCACAAGAUUUAUCGUGGUCUCACCGCCAGGGAUGCGGAAGUUGAAGUUAUCAAAAUGGCUUCACAAUUACCCACCUAUGGAGUCGAUCCUUUCCCUGUUAAGAUAAUAACUAAAGAGAAAGUUCCAAAGAAAGCUGAUUCAGUUGCCCCCAAAAUUGGAGAUUCUGCAAGCAAUGCUAUCGUAGAUAAUAAAGUGCCAGACACUCAAUCGCUGAACACGGCUCCACCUAGCCCAGCGGCCUCCGUCUAUCUUGGUUUGAGGCAUACUGGACUCACAACCUACGUCGGGCUUCAACCCAGUGAGACCUUUGAAUGGGGCAGUAUUGAACGCCUCGCCUGCGAUGGAAAGGACUUUAUCGUCUACGUGAAGCCUUCAGGUCUAACGGAAUCCGAUGAAACAGCCAAUGACAAGCCUAUUCAAGAACAGCAGCAACUUGAAUCAUCAAACCUUGAAUCAGUGGAGGAAGGAGGACCAAAGGGGGCAGCUGGAGAUGAAAAAUUGAGCAAAUCGAAGAAGAAAAAGAAGGUGAAAAAACAGCAAACACCACCAAAAUCCCACGAUAAACCGGCUAAACCCCGAGUCGUUACCUUCCGAUGUGACACAAAGGCAGCUGCUCUAGCACUUUGGAAAUGGACGGUUGACCGUCAAAGCUUCUUCACUUUAAAGCAGGCCAGCGAAGCUAAGACUACAAAAUCUAUCCACGGUCUAUUUCGUAGAAGUCAUUCCUAUCGAUUUGUGGUUUCGAGCCUGAGACGUCCAAAGAGUCACGAGGGUGAAUUUGAGCAAUUCACUGGAAGAUCUACUCUUCCUGCUCGAAUCCGCACUGCUGAAGACGGUUCUUAUCCAAUGAGCGAUCCUGUCAAACGACCCCCAAUUCCAGCCGCAAACGUAGAACAAGCUGCAACCUUGGCAUCUGAUGGAGUCAUGAAUGUUGCCAAUGAUCUACUUGCAACUCCAGAAUCGGGAGUCACCACACCGAUCAAGGAAGAUACCGCGAAUGACCCAGUCACUAUUUUGCCAGUUUCCGUAACUCCUGUAGGCACUGCUCCUGCUGCAAGUGUCACUCCGCUAUCAACAGAUGUUGAUGAAGUGCGCCAACGAACAAACCAUAUCUCCAAAUCCUCGGUCAGAGAUUCUGAAUGUCUUCGAGCAGUGAACGAAAUUGAUCAAGUUAUUGAUAGUAUUCAAAGUUCCAAUGGCAAAACUACAAGGGCACUGCCUAAUGGCGAAGUCUCCUCUUCUGAAAUUAAGCCUUCUACAAGCUGUGGACGUACAACUGGAACCACUCAAUCGGAGUCCAUCAGCUCCAAUUCGAUGAGUAUUGCGCUGAAGGUUGCCGCUUUGAUCGGAGUAUUCUGUAUUGGUGUUAUGAUUGCAGCUCUCGAAACGAGUCAUAGGGGUCCAGGUCGACAGAGUAACGCCUGGACUGAAUUAGCCAUUACCCUCCGUGACCAACCCAUUGUCGCCUCAUUUAAUGAGUAUAUCUACGCACCUCUUCGUGGAUUUUUCGUCGGCAGAGGCCAUUAA